AUGUCCACUUCACAAUAUUUUGGCCCGAAGUGUGCAAAAGACAAAUCCAGUCCAUAUUUUCCAUCAUCAGUAGGACGUUUCAACUGCGAAAUCAACAACAUCGAAUCUUUCUAUUGCAAAAACUGCAACAUCGGAACACAACUGACGAUUUUUUUCAAGCGUCACCUAGCAGACCACGCUCUCAAAAACCAAAAUUCGCCCUACAUCAUACGAAAAUACAUUUGUGGCAAAUGCAGCUUCGAAACCCACUUUUCAAUGAAGUGGUUCCAACACACUCGAACGUGUCGAGGAAAAAAGGAAAAUCCCCAAACAUCAAAAAAAUCCGUCUUAAAAACUUUCACUUGGAGCAUUUGUGACCAGUGCGGGCGCAAAUACAAGUUCAAAUACAGCUUAGAAAUGCACAAAAUAUCAAAACAUUUAAAAGACGACGAAAUCUCGUGGUUCAGUUGUACGAAAUGCUCCUACAAAGCCAAACUAAAGUGCCACUUACACCGCCAUAUAAAGCGCCAGCAUUUAAACGAACAAGCCUGCCAACUGUAUUUGUGUGACAAGUGCCCAUACACAACCAAAUAUAAAGCAACUUUGAAAACACACUCCACCAAGCACCACUCGGACGAAAGCAAUAUUAAACGCUACCCCCGUCACGUGAUACAAGUGCGAGAUGUGUGCAUACAAAGGUAA
This is a messenger RNA of Zophobas morio, 681 nucleotides long. RefSeq names its product gastrula zinc finger protein xFG20-1-like. The transcript has a single exon. The record is from RefSeq and is a predicted model, not a curated record. Gene Ontology annotation, molecular function: RNA polymerase II transcription regulatory region sequence-specific DNA binding; DNA-binding transcription factor activity, RNA polymerase II-specific. Lineage: Eukaryota; Metazoa; Arthropoda; Insecta; Coleoptera; Tenebrionidae. Gene Ontology annotation, biological process: regulation of transcription by RNA polymerase II. The coding region runs from base 1 to 681 and encodes 226 amino acids.